AUGUGGUCAGCUUUCUUGGCGCUCACCCUCGCCGCCAUUGCGGUGGCAGGAAGCCACAACGACAUCACUCCGGACGGCCACAUCGCCAUCGCGAGGGGGAAACUUCUGGCUCCCAGCGUGGUUGGAUGAGGCAUCAAGAAAAUGCCUGAGCUGCAUCACUUUCUGUUGGAGCGCUGGGCAUUGUAUCAUAACCUGGAGUACGAUUCCUCGGAGGAGGAGGAUCCCCGACUCGUUUUUUAUAACGACAAGGAUGAGGUCGUAAAGACGGUUAGGGUGAAGGACAUGAAGGCGGCGGAGAUGGGAGCCCUGUUGGACUCCCUGGGGUUCUACAAGCGUUCCCAGAAGGGCGAAGAGGUGCCUGAGGAGUUCCGGAACUUACCCCUGCGCAGCCCCAGGGACGAGCUGUGA
Molecule: messenger RNA, 408 nt
Organism: Phycodurus eques (leafy seadragon)
Lineage: Eukaryota; Metazoa; Chordata; Actinopteri; Syngnathiformes; Syngnathidae
Gene: selenoe
Product: selenoprotein e
Exons: 4
Source: RefSeq, a predicted model, not a curated record